Molecule: messenger RNA, 6592 nt
Organism: Lytechinus pictus (painted urchin)
Lineage: Eukaryota; Metazoa; Echinodermata; Echinoidea; Temnopleuroida; Toxopneustidae
Product: protein orai-2-like
Exons: 2
Coding region: 385-990 (201 amino acids)
Biological process (GO): store-operated calcium entry
Cellular component (GO): membrane
Molecular function (GO): store-operated calcium channel activity
Source: RefSeq, a predicted model, not a curated record
GGAUCCGCCAGUGAUUGAAGGGGAAAAGGGAGCUUUCUUGGUAAUGGUGGGGUCCCAGAUUCCUUUCAUCGCUCCUAGAUCUGAUCUUAUCAAGAUAAAAUUAAUUGAAUUUUGAAACGAGGCUAGCAUAAACAUGUAUCGCUGCGGUGUGACUGUGUGCAUGUGUUAUCCUGAGAUCACCCAGAAAUCAUCGUUAAUAAUGUUGAAUCGCAUGUAAAUUCUUCGACGAUCAGAGGUCAACUUGACAGGAGGCGUUCUAUGAUCAGUGUGGUUGUUUGAACAACAGAUUCUAAUCGGGAGACGUGAAGUAAAUCAGUCAAAAUUCAGCCCCAAACGCAAGACGCUAGUUACUCGGAUUGGAUUUAUCAAUCCUACGUGAAGGAGAUGUCGAACCAGCACUCCGCCCAGGCGCUCAACUGGCGCAAGCUCUACCUGAGUCGAGCCAAGCUGAAGGCUUCCAGCAGAACGUCUGCGCUGCUGGCAGGUUUCGCCAUGGUUGCCAUGGUGGAAGUACAGUUAUCAGAGAAUAAACAGAACAAUGCUUAUGACCCCCUCAUGAUAGCAUUUAGUAUUAACACAACGAUCCUGGUAGUUGUUCACAUGGCAGCGCUUCUCAUCAGUACCUGCAUACUUCCGAACAUUGAAGCAGUCAGUAAUGUGCACAAUGUGAACGCAGUCCAGGAAUCCCCACACAACAGCCUUGCUUUCUACAUAGAAAUGUCAUGGAUCUUUUCCACAGUCUUGGGCAUCUUCCUCUUCCUUGUGGAGAUUAUCCUGCUUGCAUGGGUCAAGUUUGGCAUGGCUCAGUAUGACAGUGCAGCUAUCGCAGCCACCGUCAUCACAGCUCCUGUCCUGGUCAUUCUCGUCCUCUUCGCAUUCCAUUUUUACCGGAGGUUGGUCUCGCACAAGACCAAGAGCCAGACCAAAGGGCUGGAGGAGUUAGAGAGUAUGAACAAUCAGCUGGACAAUGGCCAAAUUCAGAUUGUGUGAAAUGGAGUUGGGUAUUUCACAAAGAUAGAUUGAACAAAUCAGGUAAAAUUAAAAAACAUCCACUCCUAUUUGGGUUGGUCCUUUUGCCAAUUUGGAGCAGUAUGGCAGGUUAUUCAUGCUGAAGUGAAAUGAAAGUUGAAUUUCUAGACGAUUAUAUUUUCAUGCCUGGGCCCUGUAAUACAAAGAUAUACAUCAAUAUUUACGAUUGAUUGUAUUUUGGAUGUGCCAUAGAAUUCCAAACUAAAAUUGCUUGUACAGUGUACUGUAAGUGAUUGUAUAUUUUAUGUUUUGAAUUACAGUUCAAAUCCCACUGCUGCCACCAUAAAAUGGUGAAGGCCUGGGAAGAGAAUUAGAGUUAAAAGUAAAGUUUGCAGGCUGGAGUGUGUUGACAGAUACGUGUAUGCAGGAACCUACAUGUAUAACUGAUUAAGAUUGGUGGAUAGCAGAUUACUCUGAUGUCACAUGACAGUUAAAACAAGUGACAUUAAUGGUUGUUAUAAACUUCUAACUGCUGGUUGACCUACAUGUAGAUCAUGGUGAAAUGACCUAUGUGUAAUUUUGUACCCUGUAAAAGGGACUCCUUGCUAUCUGAAGAGGCUGAUUUCUAAAUCACAGCUCCUCAGUUUGAUAUUCAAAGUGGUUGGUAAAGUAAUGUUCAGUUUAUCAUCUAGUUUGCAGCACAAAAUUAUUGGUUUCAGGAAGCAGUGAAAGAAUAUAAAAGGCAUUUAAACUUGUAAUUUCUCAAACAAAGAUCAUCGAGUUGUCUUGUAAACAGCUUAUUUUGUACAGAAUACUAUCUAACAAACAACUUUAAUUACAUGUGUAAAAUAUAAGGAUUUUUUCACCUUUAUUUAUUUUCUAUUUAAAAAUCUAAGCUAUUAGGUACACUCAGUAUAGGCAUGUUCAUUAUUUAAGUUGGUUUUCAACUUUUGAUGUAACUUAAAGGAAUAUAUAUUGAAGAAACAAAAUCAGUGAACAUGAAACCAAUCUUUAAAAAAACAUAGCCAAAGAUGGAAUUUCUUAAAUGAUUCAUAUUUAACAUUUAAUCAGAUUGGAUUUUUUUUUAUUUCAUUACAUAUACAUACAGAAAAGUCAAUUUAAUUCUUUAAAAUAUAUUUUUUUUAAUGGAAUAUGGUUUGAAAUACACAUAUGUAUUAAUUAUAAACAGAAGGCAGAAUCAAGCAAAAAAUUUGAAGCAAACAAGUAACAAAUGCCACAAACAAUCAAGAUCGAGCAAUGGCUGUCAGGAAAUCUAUGAUAUGUAAAGUAUAGAUUUAUACAGUGUAUUUAUAACGUGUAUUAGUAUGCAUUCUCUUGCAUGAAGCUGCCUUUUCAAUAUCAUGUCUGAUAUACUGGUAAUGUUAAGAUUAGAAUUGAAGGAAGACCAAUUUGAACUGCUGUAUUUUUGCCCCUAUUCCUGCACAACCUUGCAUGUUUGUCAGGCUAUUCCUCAUGUUGUUUAUCAUUUGGAUUAGAAUAUAAGAUUUUGAGUUUUGAUAUUUGCCUGGUAGGAAUAUGUAAGUAAGUGCCUAUGAUGUAACCUUGGUUAAGAGGUCCCCCAUUUAUCAACAUUUUUUGUUAGUAAUUUCUGCAAAUUAACUGCUAAGUAUGUUGAUCCUUUCACUUUUUGUUUUUCUGUAGGUGCUGAGUAGGUUAACCCUUUUUAGUGGAAAUUUUAAAGACGGUUAUAAUAUGUGCAGAAAAAUGUUAUGUUAAACAUAUUUAUUUUUCUAAAGAUCAUAAGUUGAAUAUUGGAGAUGUGAGCCUUGUACAUAUGAGAUAAAUGCAUUAGUUUAUUAAUAAUUUGCACUUGUUUUGUACAGCAUGAUGUAGGAAAGAAACAUGGUACACGUUAUUUCUGAUGUCAUGGUUUUUUUUUUUGGGGGGGGGGGCAUACACUUCACACUUGUGUAGACUGAGUGGAGCAGUUGUAUUAUAAGACAAGGAGUUUUUCCUUCUGUAUUUGUGCAAUAGAAUCCUUAGUUUAAUCUUUUAUAUAAUAUUUUCAUGGCAUUUCUGUCAUUGCAAAUGUGAGGUUCAUUAUAAAGCUAAAAUUGAUUGAAAUAGUAUAGGUAAUUAUGAAGAAAAUCGUGGCAUGGUCCUUUCUUCUUCCUCUCUUUUGAUUGGAGAGUGGUACAUUUUACAUGUAUGGGUUGAUAGUUUGUAAUCAGUUAAUAUGCAAUAUGCCUUAAUCUUUUUUUUCCUCAUGUACUAUUGAAAGUUUUUGAGUUAUACUGUAGUAACUGUACAUUGUGCAUUGUGUAAAGCAGAUUUGUUUUUUUUUCUUCAAAAUUCACAACUCACCAAAAGAAAAGCUCUACUUGUAUCAAGCUUGAAGAAUGAUUUACAAUUAUGAUUUAUUGGCACAUUAUAAUAACACAAAAUAGUAUGAGAAAACUCCUGGUAAAUCUUUACCACAAAAAAAAGAAAGAAAACAAUAUACAGAAGAGCAGCACAAGUCAACCUUGGGGCAAUUCCAUAAAAUAAUUACCAUAACCUUUUUGUACAUCUGACUAAAUUACAUCUGACCCCCAUUUUUACCAAGUCUUACUUCACUUCAUAAACUGACCAAGUCAUGAUCAUUUGAGAGCAUUACAGACUGUCGAAAGAACUAGAAAUCAGAGACAGAAAAUUUCAUGAAGGUCUCACAUACAUGAGGUCGGACAUACAUAUUUUAUGGAAUUGCCCCUUGGUGUAAUAUAUAGCAUUUGUUCAAAUUUCAUAAAGUCUUUCUCUGAUAUCAAAUGCAGAAAUUGAAUGAAAUAUUUGCUAUUAGCUUGUAUAUUCAGUACUCUUUUAACACUUGACAAUUAGUUUAUAACCAGAAACCAGGUUAUUAAAAUUGGACUCAAAUUCUUGGUUGGGCUUCCAUGUACAUGCUUGUAAAAGGAUCACAUAGGGCCUACCAGGUAUUGAAUACCAGCUGAUAUGAAUUGUUUCCCUUUUAACCUGCGUCCUAUUAUACAAAGGAUUAUGAUAUAUUGCAAAUUUAAUAGUUAUUCUGAUAGGUCCAUUGUGGGUUGUUAACAUUAUGCAUAUAUCAACAAAUAAAUGAUCAUAUUUUGCAAUUGCUCUUUGUGAUUAACUGCAAACCUUUUUAGGCAUUUUAUUAGUCACUGUUAAAUUUACUAAACUGUGUAUAUGUACAUGUAAUCGGUUAUUUCUAUUGUAUACUGCCUUGUCUGUGCCUUGAUUUCAUGAAAAGGAACUGUUCAAGAUAUUGCAAGUUGCAAUUUUGUUAUUGAUCUCAUAAAGUUGAAUCUUGUGGAAAAAAACACUGCUAUAAUAUACAUGUACUUUAUAACAUGAUUUUUCUGGCACCUCUCUAUGUUAAAGAAGUUAGUGAUCAUGUAUGUACUGUGGAAUGAGUGCAUGGCCCAAUAUCUUUUAUUAGAAACUUUCAAAGUGUCACAGUGAAAAAGCAUGUUAAUCAGCAAUGCUGUAUAAGUUUACUUUAACAAACAACAUUAUGAAACAUCACAUUAUUUUCUUGAUUAUUGGACAAUAGUAGAUUAUGUUGCUGAAUGCAUCUUCUGCUCAUAGAGUUAAGAAUAAUAAGAUUAGAAUGGUUGUUUCAUGGAUGGUGCAUGUAUGGUUAUUUUCAACAUGUGAUGUUGAAUGUUCUAGUUAUCAUUAUUUCUCUAUGUUAAUUCAUUUAUCAACUCCAAAGCUAGAAAUUCACUUCCCAGUUUGAAUUACAAAAAGCAAGAAUGUAAAUAUAUGAACCAUGCAGGAUUAUGCUUGUUACUCCUUGCCAUAAGGUAAUGUACCAUUAAUUGGUAUGUCAUUGUCAUACAUUUUCUUUUCUACCUGGAUAUUCAAAAUUGGUUCAUUUGUUUGUUUCUUUUUGUGUGGGGUGGUAAAAGUAUUGAUUCAUAUUAUUAAAUACUUUCUACUUUCGUAUGUAUUGGAUAAGGGUUUAAAGGGCACAUUCAGGGAUAGAUCCAUUAUUUCAUAAAUGAGGUGGCAUAUAAAGGUGGUUGAUUUCUUCUGACUUUGAAGAAAAGUUAAUGUGUUGGGUGGGUCGAGGGAGGGGGGGUCUGAUUUUUUUCUCUAAGGCACUAUUCUGAAUGUGGGUUUAAGUUAAACUCUGGUUGAAAGUUCUGGUUUAACUAUGGAUAGCCAUUUUUCACGCAAAUCUCUAACAGUACAGGGGGGCGUUUCAUGAAAGGACUUGUCGGACAUUUUAUCCGACAAGUACCAGUUUAUCCGACAGUUACUAUAGGAACAGUGCCUCUCAGCCAAUCAGAAUCAAGGAAAGAUGUCAGAUCUGACAACUUGUCGGAUGAAAAUAUUGAUGAAACGCUCCCCAGGUUUGAUCUAUCAGCUUCUCUGUUACUUAGAUCAUUCAUAUAACUGUUUCGGAAUAAUAAAUGAAUUAAGUGUUCUUUGCCAUCAUAGCAUCAUUAGCAUGAUGAAAGAGCACAGUGAUCAUCAGAAACAUUAAUGUCGACACAUUUUCGACUCUUUUGGCUUCCCAUAAUUUUAGCACAUAGUUAGACCAUGGUCUAAGUUAAACUGGACCUCAGACUACAGACCUCAGUCUCUUAAUUCAGUCAAACUCCACUUUGAAAAUCAUAAUGUCUUACACAAUUAUUUAUUACUGGUACUUUAAAAUUUUGCAAAAGACUUGUCUCCCGUGCCGUCUACGGUCUUGUGCAUACAUGCAUGUACAUACCACUUUGUCUCUCCCCCCCAGAAUCUUUUCAAAAUUAAAAAUGAACACAUUUAUUCAUAUUCCAUGAGGCGACCUAUAAACACCUUUGAUUAAUCAUUUUGUUUUCCCCUUUCUAACUUCACUUUCACCUCAUAGUGAUGAACACAUGAGCAUUUUGACCAAAUGAACAGCUUUAUCUCCCUGUCAGUAGUUAGAAACAACAAAUCUUUUUGUGCCAAUUAUUUGCUCAUCCGUAUGUGUGGUUUUUUUUACGCAGGGACAACUGCUAACUUUAAAAAUAAUUUGUGAAUGGAUUAUUACAAAGCGUAUGAAAGAGUGUUUUAUUCCAAAUAUAUCAAGUGAUAUAUUUUUUGUAUAUAAAUAGCAUGUGAAUGGGUUGUUUCUCCCACAGGACUCACUCAGCGAACAUCAUUCAUAGAUCACUGUUUCAUUUAAUAUGGACAAUUUGUGAUUCCACAAAAAUAUUAUUUUGAUACGUCAUGCUAAUUUUGUUUGAAACCUGUGUUGCCAUGCAUAAAGUUGAUGUUGUCAUUUACUGUCUCUGUACAUGGGAUUAAUCAACAGCUUUUUUUGUAAUGUGACUGUUAAUCAAUAUACAAAAGUUGAUUCUUUUUCACUCUUUGAUAAACAAUAGUGUGUGCUCAUCAAGAUGUGAGUAUUAAAUCACAUACAAAAAUAUUAUACAAAAAUUUUAAGAAAAAAUCCUCUUUCAUAUGAUACUUGAUAAUUUACUAAGUAUUCACAAAAGAUUCUGAAAGUAAUUAGCUAUUUUUCAGGUGCAAACUUGUCUCUGUGUGAUACUCGCUUGAUGUAAUUUAUUGCCAUUGAAAGUACUAUUUUAUUAACUUUAUGCUUUGUUAUAUCUGAUUUAUUACCACAUUAUUAUGAAAUACAAGAAUUUAAUUACACACUGCAGUAUAUAAA